CUAAACUCCGCAGUUAGCAGAGUUGUCAGUAAUAUACAACAUGAACUACUUCCGCAGAAAUCUGGUGAUAGCCAAAGAGAGAGGGAAAUAGAUUUAAAAAAAUCCCAACCCUUUAAGUCCAGAAACCACCCUACCUACUGAAGUCAUUCAAUAGGAGGAGUCAUGAAUUGCAGAAGCUUGAAUACAGUUUUGCUUUCUGCUUCCUACUCUACAUUCCACCUACCUCAUCAGUGGCAUUCAGUUAAGUUAGAAAUCUAGUAUGCUAUAAAGAGUAGAUUUUCUGCUUGUUUGUGGAUGUUACAUAUUGUUUUUCUCCGUUUCCACAUGCUGAAAUUGUGUUUCUUCAUCUGUCUGAUGUACUGGGUGAAAUCAGAUGAGGAGAAAAAGUGUCCUGAAUUUACAAAUCUUAAUAUAGGUAAUGCCUUGACUGGAACAAAUCUCGAAGUCCAACUACUGUUAUACACAAGGAAAAAUCCAGAUUGCUCUGAGAAACUCAGUGAACACAAUGUUACAGCAUCUGAGAAUCUUAACACCUCAAAGAAAAUUGUCUUUGUUGUUCAUGGCUUCAGACCAACAGGAUCUUCACCAGUAUGGCUAGGUGACAUAAAGACCCUUUUACUGACUUCAGAGGAUAUUAAUCUUAUUAUAGUUGAUUGGAAUCGUGGUGCUACAACUCUGAAUUAUAAUACUGCUGUUGAAAACACCAAGAAAGUUGCAAAAAUAUUGAAGAACUAUGUUGACCAGAUGCUGGCAGAUGGAGCUUCUCUUGACUCUAUGCAUAUGAUUGGAGUUAGUCUUGGGGCUCAUAUAGCUGGUUUUGUUGGCAAGAAGUAUAAUGGCAAACUUGGCAGAAUUACAGGUCUUGAUCCUGCAGGUCCUUCGUUCUCUCAAGAACCACCAGAAGGGAGAUUGUAUCAUACUGAUGCACAGUUUAUUGACGUAAUUCAUACGGAUAUUGAUGCGCUAGGUUUCAGGAAACCUUUAGGAACCAUUGAUUUCUAUCCGAAUGGAGGAACGGAUCAGCCCGGUUGUCCAAAAACAGUAUUCAGUGGAUUUCAGUAUUUUAAAUGUGAUCAUCAGAGAUCUGUCUUCCUCUUCCUAUCAUCCUUGAAAAGUGGGUGCAACAUAACAGCAUAUCCUUGUGACUCAUACUUGGAUUACCAGAGAGGAAAAUGUGUCGACUGUAAAGCUUUUCAACCAAUGUCCUGUCCUGUACUGGGUUAUUAUGCCGAUAGGUGGAAAGAACUCUUAAUACAAAAUAGUUUACCAACAAAAGCUUAUUUUGAUACUUCGGACCACGAGCCAUUCUGCAGUCUUUCAGCUCCACCCACACCUGCUACCACUGUUCUUCUCGCCUCCUCCUGCCCGCUUUGGACUUUGCUCUUCCAUGCUCUCAAAGCUGCCCAGGCCAUGUAUAACUAUUUAUUGGAUAUUAUUACCUGGAAUAAAAAUAUUAGGAGAGGUUUCAUUAGAGUUAAAAUAACAGAUUAUGCUGGAAAGACAGUAGAAUCAAAAAUGAAUAGUGAGGCUGCAACAUUUCAGCAAUACAGAAGAGUCAGAAUACUCACUGGAUUUUAUCAGGAUUUUGAUAAAAUAUCGAGAAUUUCCUUGACCUUUUCUACAAAGACUUUAAUAGGACCAAAAUAUAAGCUCAGGAUUCUCCAGAUGAGGCUGAAAUCUCUUAAUAAUCCAGAAAGGCUGCAGCUGUGCAGAUAUGAUUUCAUAUUGAUGGAGAACACUGAACUGACCUUCAAGCCUAUCCCAUGCCAAGGGAGCGAUAUAGGAAAAGAGAACCUCUACUAACUUAAUUUCUCUUACAGCAGUGACAUUCUGAUUCUUUCUGAGGAUAAAGACUGCAAUGACAAAGGAAAUGAGAGAAGCUAGAUUUAUUUCCAAGAAUCUAUGUGGCAAUAUUCAUUACUUCCUUUGAGUCCCUUAGAGUGAAGUCCAUUGGAAAGUUCAGAUAUCUGUAUAUUUGGGAAAUUUAAAUAAAACAAGUGUAUCAUAGCAGAGAACAUUCAGUGGUUUAUUAGUUAUUAUUUGUUAGCGGUGAGGGGACUACUGGAUUAGAUAGGAAUUAUCUGCAUAAUCUCGGCGCGUUAUUUAUCAAGUCCAUAUGUAUAUUUAUUUAUUCUUUAUAACGGCUUUUACAUUGAAACAUAAUUAUCUAAGUGAAUUUAAUAUACUGUACAUGUGAUCUGUAGAUCUAAUAUACAGCAAUUCUGUUGUGCUUUGUUCGUUGGAUAAAUGAAUUCACAUUUUCUCAUUAAUAUGUCUCAGUCUCUGAGCACUGGAGCAAUAAAAUUUGUGAACAUAUAUGUAAAA
Messenger RNA from Struthio camelus australis, 2325 nucleotides. It is a transcript of the gene LIPI, whose product is annotated as lipase I. Lineage: Eukaryota; Metazoa; Chordata; Aves; Struthioniformes; Struthionidae. The record is from RefSeq and is a predicted model, not a curated record. Gene Ontology annotation, molecular function: glycerophospholipase activity; carboxylic ester hydrolase activity. Gene Ontology annotation, biological process: lipid catabolic process.